Messenger RNA from Gambusia affinis (western mosquitofish), 2137 nucleotides. It is a transcript of the gene creb3l4, whose product is annotated as cAMP responsive element binding protein 3-like 4. Gene Ontology annotation, cellular component: nucleus. The record is from RefSeq and is a predicted model, not a curated record. Gene Ontology annotation, biological process: regulation of transcription by RNA polymerase II. NCBI's taxonomy places the organism in Eukaryota, Metazoa, Chordata, Actinopteri, Cyprinodontiformes, Poeciliidae. The transcript has 11 exons. Bases 439 to 1830 code for a protein of 463 amino acids. Gene Ontology annotation, molecular function: RNA polymerase II cis-regulatory region sequence-specific DNA binding; DNA-binding transcription factor activity, RNA polymerase II-specific.
CCGGAAGUGCCGGUGCUGCGUGCGGCCAGCAGGGGGAACCAGAGAGCAGGAAGCGCUGAGGCUCCCAGCCUGCCAGCUGCUGUUUUCCUGCAGUCUGAGCGGAUUCUCUGUAGCGAGCUGUUCUGGUUCUGUUUUGAUGACGAACCGAACGUGGUGAUCCGGAACCAGCUCCAAACAGAACCACUCUGUGAGUAUGUACAGCUCCUGAUCCGGGUCAGCCUGGUUCUGGUUCUGGUGGGGGUGUCCUGAAAGUUGAUUUCAAUCCGGAUUUAAUCUGCUGAGCUACGUCAGGAAGGUUUUGGAUUCAGAACCUCGGCCCGGUCUGCUGGGAGAUCAGAGGUUCUGGAGGGUUCCAGUCCAGAACCAAUCUGGGUUCCUGCUGAGGCAGCAGCGACUCGGGUCAGAACCGGUCCAUCCGGUUCCAGAGGUGGGACGGGAAUGUUUGAGUUGGAGGGCGGGUCUAGCAGGAUGUCCUGGACCGAUGAGCCCGCUGGAGCAACCGGGCCCAACCAGAAACAACCGGGCCAAACCAGAACCUCAGCUCCAAACCGCCAGCUUCCCUCUGGAGGACCAACAGAACAGAACCAGCUGAUGGACACUGAGAGCGGAGCGGUUCUGCCUGAAACCGGGCCGGCGACCCACUGGCCCCGUUCGAUCGGCUUCAGCGGCCCCAGAGAGCCCCUGGAGGACUGGGUGGUGGACCCCGGCUGUGUGACCUUGGACGACAGCGAAUCGGAGGACGUCCUACAGGCCGUCGACCCCAACGAAGUGUUUGGAACCGGAACCGGGCCCGCUGACACGUCAUCGGACAGCGACAGCGGCAUCUCGGAGGAGAACCCUGUUGCCAUGGUGACAGCAGUAACCACGGCGACCAGCCAGCCAGCCCCGGCAGCACUCUACCAGGUGGUCUAUGACAUCAGCUCUGUGGGCGGAGCCAAACCUGAAGCUGGUCAGGAGAACAUCAUCUCCAUCGAACUGGAUGAGUGGAGUUCCCAGCUGCUGUUUUCGGACUCCUGCAUCGUCAGCGACUUGCACACGGCUUCGUCUUCAUCCUCCUCCUCCUCUCAAUCUGAUGGCGGCCGAAGCUCCGCCCCUCUCUCAGGUAGAGACCAGGUGCUGCUGUUUCCUGACCUGCGGCUGACAGAGGAGGAGCAGAAGCUGCUGACGGAGGAGGGCGUGUCCCUGCCCAGCAACCUUCCACUCACUAAGGCUGAAGAGCGGAUCCUGAAGAAAGUCCGCAGAAAGAUCCGGAACAAGCAGUCGGCUCAGGACAGCCGCAAGAGGAGGAAGGAGUACAUCCACGACCUGGAGAGCAGGGCAGCAGCGUGCUCGGCUCAGAACCAGGAGCUGCAACGAACCGUGGAGCAGCUGGAGAAACACAACGUGUCCCUCCUGGCUCAGCUGCAGCAGCUCCGCUCCCUCAUCAAGCAGACGGCCAGUAAAGGAGCGCAGACCAGCACCUGCUUACUGAUCCUACUGGUGUCCCUCAGCCUGAUCGUCCUGCCCAGCUUCAGCCCGUUCAGCCGCCGACCGUCAGCCGACGACGACUACAGAACCGCCGCAGUUGUAUCCAGAAACAUCCUGACGGAUCCAAACUUCUCCAACCCGGCAGACGACGGCGCCGGUUCCGCUGCACGUUCGGACUCGUCGGUGCCUCCUGAGCUCAGCCAAUCAGGGCCUGCAGGGGGGGCAGCGGCACUGCCCGAACCAGUAGCAAUCCAGGAGAGCUUAGCGGGCGCUGACAGCAGCCAAUCACAGAACGGGACGGCUGCUGUUGCCGGGCAGACUGGCCGUGAGCAGGGGAAACCCGGACACGCUGAUGAGAUGUAACCAGAACCUCCAGCAGGGGCCGCCAGACUGACACUGAGCAGCUGGAUGACUGGUUCUGUUGGAUUGGAACCAGAGUACUGAGGUUCUGGAGUGGUACCCUGACCGGAAUCAGGUUUUAAAGUAGAUCCAGCAACCGUACUGGACUUCACCGAGACCGUUUCUCUCUCUCUGUUGGACCAGACCUGUUACCGGAAACGACCCGUUUUAUGUUCAUCUUGUGGAGAAACACUGACGUUCUGUCCUGGGCUGUUUCUGGGUCGGUUUGUGGGUUCUGUUUGUUCAGUAAAUCAUGUGAUGCUGCAAACAG